AUGUCAUCGCACAAAGAAAGAAGCCUUCUCAGAAGCCACACGAUGUUUCCCCAGCGGCGUGACUCCACAGCACCAUUUCGACGUGACUCAAAAAGGCACGAUUCCACAAGCUCAGUCACUCAAUUGCCUUUUUCACGUUCUAGCAAUGUUAAAGUUGUUGGCAGAUUUCGGCCACUCGUAGACUUCGAAAUCGUAUGUCUUAUUUAGGUCCUUCCAGGCGUUCAAGAAAUUAUUUCUUUCAUAGACGAGAAAACUGUUGGAAUUCCAUAUGGAAAAGAAAUGGAAACUUUUAAACUUGACCGAAUUUUUGACCCAAAUUCGCACCAGUCUGAGGUCUACGAAUUCAUAGGAAGACCUACAAUAGAAGACGUCCUUGAUGGCUACAAUGGGACGAUUUUUGCAUAUGGGCAAACUGGCUCUGGCAAAACUUACACUAUGAUGGGCUACGAUUUUUAUGACGAAGAAUUCCGAGGCAUCAUCCCUCGAGCUGCUAGCCAGAUUUUUGAAUUCGUAAGGCAAGAUAACGGAGAAAUCGAGUACACAUUAAAAUGCUCAAUGCUAGAAAUUUAUAAAGAAACAAUUAAAGAUCUUUUAGAUAACGUAACCAAAAGUCUCAGCAUAAAAGAAUGCCCAAGGCGAGGAAUAUAUGUGCAAGGGCUUAACCAGGUUUGUGUGACCUCAGAAAAAGGGUUACUUGACCUAUUAGCACUAGGGGAGACGAUGAGAACGGUGGCGUCUACAAAGCUGAACAAAACAUCCAGUAGAUCCCAUAUGAUGUUUGUACUGGAAGUUUUGCAAAAAUUGCCGAAUGAUUCAGAAAAAAGAGGGAUUUUAAAUUUAGUUGAUUUGGCAGGGAGCGAAAAGGUAAAUCAUUCCGGAGUUACCGGAAACAAUAUGGAAGAGGCCAAAAAAAUUAAUUUGUCGCUAUCUGCGUUAGGAAAUGUGAUUCAUGCAUUAGUACUAAAUAAUGAUCAUAUUCCUUAUAGAGAUUCAAAGCUGACAAGGAUUUUGCAAGAGUCUUUGGGAGGGAACUAUAAAACGAAUUUAAUAGUAGCUUGUUCUCCUUCCAAUAAAUAUAUAGAAGAAACAAUAAACACCAUGAAAUUCGCGAUUAGGGCCAAGUCAAUAAAAAAUAACGUGAAAAUUAACAUCAAAAAUUCCCCAGAAAAUUACAUUAAGCUAAUUGAGCAGCUAAGAGCUGAGCUCACAAAUGCGAAAUCUGAAAUUUUGCUUCUCAAAGAAGAAAGGCUGCUUACAGAGCCUGGGAGUUCUUUAAGCAGCUCUAUAUCAAAUUCACCUCUCCCAAGGCUUUCCUUCCCAGGCUCAGGUAGCAGUUCUUUAUCAUCAACAAUGAAAAGAUUCCAAAACGAUCUAAAAAUAUUUACCUGCCUUGGAGAUCCUAUUGAAGAGCUUGAAGGAGGCAAUAAUUCUAUUUAUGAAGUAGACUCUUUAGCUUCUUCCUAUGGAAGCAGCCUUGAUAGAUCAGGGCUUGAAUAUGAGCUAGAGUCUGUCAGCUACUGCCAGCAUAGAGACAAUAUGCAAGAAGAUCUAGAAAGAGCUAUAGAUAGGUUACAGAAAAAAUCACAAUCUUUACUCCCCCCCCCCUCCGUGAGUGAACAAAAACAUUAGAAAAAUCGCUAUUUUUUGCCCAAAAACCCACCCUCCGUGAGUGACAAAAAUUUUUUUUAAUAGAACAAAUUUUUUAUGGAAAAAAAAAUUGAUAUAUAAAUGAUAAUUAGUAUAAUGAAAUCUAGAGCUAAUUCUGUUUAAUUUUAAACGAAUUGCUUUUUAAAACAUAAAAUUUAUAAAUUAAAUUAAUAUUUGCUUUCCAAUUUUUGCGAAUUAGGAUUUUUUUAAAUUUCGAAAAAAAAAAUAUUUUUUAUAAAAUUUAUAUAUAAAUUUUUUUGAAAAUAAAAAAUUUAGCCCCCCUCCGUGAGUGAACAAAAUUUUUUUUGUUCACUCACGGAGGGGGGGGGGAGUUAGAAGAAGAAAACCAAAUCUUGACUGAAACAGUCAGAAAUCUUGAAGCAAAAUUAGCCUCUUCUAAAGAGAAAAGACUUAAAUUAGAGCAACAGUCUCACGAGUACUAUGAAAAUUACCAUAGAACUGCAUUAUUGAUCAAUAAAGAAUCAUCUGAAAACAGGCUAUUGAAAAGACAAAACGAAAGCCUAAAUAGGCAAAUUAAGCGUCUUACCAAGUCCCUGAACGAAAUUGACUCAAAAUUCAAAGCUUUUGUAGAGAGUCAGACUAAGACCAUCGAUCUGACGUGCGUUGAGUUUGAUGAGCGCUCAGAAAUGACCGGCCAGGAGUUUCCAGUUAUCACAGAAGUCGAUGAAGUUUCUGUUGACCCUUGCUGUGAUGCCACUAACACUUUUGAGCUCGAUUUAACGACCAGAAGUAUCACAAUUGAGCCUCAUAGCUUGAUAAACACCAGUGCCUAUGCAAAAGAACUGCAAAAAGCCUUAGAGUCCAACGCAGAGUUAUCAAAAGACAUCACUGUUUUCCAAUUAAGAAACCAAGUCAUUGAAGCUGGCAUUUUCAACGCAAAUAUGACCCGCUGUAUGCAAGGGCUUAACUGGAAGCUUAAUUUGGUGAACUACAAAUAUGAAAUCAAAAGAAACCUCUGCAGAUUUCAGUCAGAAGAAAUAAAAUCAUUAGAAUCAAUGCUUGACCAUUUGCAUGAAUCUUAUCAACACAUGAUAAAACUCUAUGAGCAAAUUGAUAAAAAACCAAAAAGACGCAAUAGUUCUGACUCCACCGGUCAAAAUAAAGGUCACUUAAUAAAAUCUUUUACAAGUAAAAAGUCACAGGAAAAGUCUAAAGGACAAGACACAGAAUUUAAGCAAGAGCCAAGUGUGAAAUCUUCAGAUUCACAUUCAAUUGUAGGUGUUCACGGAUCGUGGGUGGAUCCUCCUUCUGUAGAAACUUCUGAGUUCUAUAUGAGGUACAAAGCACUGGAAACUAAUUUCCAUUUGCAGCAGAUGUAUAACUUCCAGCUGAAAAAAGGCAACGAAGAGCUCAGAAAGCAGACAAAGCUGUACCAAGAAAUGAUCGAGAAGCUGGAGAAUGAUAUUUUUUCCGCCCAAAAAGCCGAGAGAGAAAGAUGGCAAGCGUUUUUCUAUGAUUUAAAAGAAAACUGUGAAAAAGAGCUGAUCAGAAAACAAUUAGAAGUAAUUAAGCUUAAUGAAGUCCUAGGAGAAUGAGCAACGAGGUAUAUGGAGCUGCAAGAGUCAAUUGGUAUAAAAGGGAUAAAUAAAGCUGAGAUACAGCUAAAAACCUUGCAGGAACUUAAAUUAUCUACACUGGCUACAGAUAUGUCAGAAAAUUCACAGCUGAAUUCGUUGUUUUUGAACUCCCCUCUCAGCAUACGAUCCAAAAUCGAGUCUCCUAUAAAGCGGGCAGUUUCACCUGGAGACAGAACCCCUCCAAACUGUUUUUAG
Molecule: messenger RNA, 3440 nt
Organism: Blepharisma stoltei
Lineage: Eukaryota; Ciliophora; Heterotrichea; Heterotrichida; Blepharismidae
Source: the annotation of a GenBank genome assembly